AUGAUAAUACUGUCAUUUGAAAGUUCAGAGCGAUAUGCAUUACGGACAAGAGUGCUUGGCCAAGAGCGUGUACGUCAGUUCACGACAUCACUAGACGAGCUCGCAUCCCGGGUUCAAGCAGCGGAGGCUGCUCGGGCAACAUGGCGGGCACCUGGCGACGCCCGAGACGCUCGGACACAACUGGAUGCUGUGACCAGGGCGCGCGCGCAGAUUCCACCACUGCGAAGGCAGGUGGACGAGCUCCGUGCGCAGGCACAGCAGAUGGGCAGGGACAAUGUGCAAUUGCCUGAGCAUCUUGUUGCUAGGCUAGAGGAUUUAAACUCUAGGGUAUCAGCUCUAAGCUCGGGUGGCGAAGAGCGGGCUCGGCAGCUGGCGGGAGUAGCACGGGAUGGUGGUGCGGGUGCAGCUCAGGGCUUCCUUGCGGGCUCUGUUCGCCCGCCUUGGGAGAGAGCUGUUACGCCCGCCAAUGUACCAUAUUAUAUCAAUCAUGAACUAGAGACGACCCACUGGGACCAUCCCAAGAUGAUAGAACUAAUGAACUCGUUGGCUGAUCUCAACGAAGUGAGAUUCUCGGCGUAUCGCACUGCGCUCAAGCUGAGGACCGUGCAGAAGGCUUUAUGUAUGCACAUGCUACAGUUGCCAGCGGCGCUAGAAGCCUUCGACUCACACGGGCUGCGGGCGCAGAACGACCGCCUGAUUGAUAUACCUGAUAUGAUCACCGUACUUACAUCACUCUAUGAGACGAUUGCUGGCGAAAACCCAAGCGCUGUGAAUGUGCCGCUUUGUCUGGAUCUGUCGAUCAACUGGUUGCUCAACGUGUAUGACAGCCAGCGGACCGGGCAGAUCCGCGUGCUCAGCUUUAAAGUGGGGCUGGUAUUACUGUGCAAGGGACACCUAGAGGAGAAAUAUAGGUAUUUGUUCCGGUUAAUAGCUGACCCAUCGUGUCGCGCGGAUCAAAGGAAACUAGGACUCCUAUUACACGAUUGUAUACAGGUGCCUCGUCAGUUGGGCGAGGUAGCAGCAUUUGGAGGUUCCAAUAUAGAACCAUCUGUCAGGAGCUGCUUUGAACAGGCCUCGACUGCUGCUAAAGAAGGUGGCAAGGGAAGCACUCUUGACAGGAAGACCGUGGGUGAAAAAGAGAAAGAAAAAGAAGAUAAGGAGAAGAUCGUAGAGCGAGACGCUGAAGGUCAAGUCGCGUACAUCGAGGCAGUUCACUUCCUGCAAUGGUUGCAAAGAGAACCACAGUCCAUGGUGUGGCUGCCAGUUCUGCACCGCCUGGCUGCGGCUGAAGGGGCGAAGCACCAGGCCAAGUGUAAUAUAUGCAAGGACUAUCCCAUUGUGGGCUUUAGAUACCGUUGCCUAAAGUGCUUCAACUUUGACAUGUGUCAAAAGUGCUUCUUCAGCGGCAAGAAGGCGAAAAACCACAAACUCACGCAUCCUAUGCAAGAGUACUGCACUGCUACGACAUCUGGCGAGGACGUGCGUGACUUCACCCGAGCAUUGCGAAACAAAUUCAAGUCGGCACGGUACUUCAAGAAACAUCCGCGAGUUGGUUAUCUGCCCGUACAAACUGUAUUGGAAGGUGACGCGUUGGAGUCCCCAGCGCCGUCUCCGCAGCACGGAGCUGGUGGCGCGACGGGAGGUGACGACAUGCAUUCUCGCCUGGAACUUUACGCCUCGCGACUAGCACAGGUUGAGCUCGGCGCACGCGCAGCCGAUACGCCUGACAGUGAUGAAGAACAUCAGCUGAUAGCGCAGUACUGUGCUUCACUUAAUGGAGGAGCAGAGGGUGAAGAAGCGCCACGUUCACCAGUCCAUGUCGUCUCUGUAAUACACCGGGAACAGAGACACGAGCUGGAAGCUAUGAUCAGGGAGCUGGAAGAAGAGAACGCCAGCCUACAAGCGGAGUACGAACGAUUGAAGGCCAAGCAGACUCCUGGCUCUACGCCCGAAGACCAACUCGCUCUGAAUGAGAACAGGAACGCGCCUGUUGACCAGGACAUGAUGGCAGAGGCUCGCUUGCUUCGACAACAUAAGGGACGGCUGGAGGCGCGCAUGCAAAUCCUCGAGGAACACAACCGACAGCUGGAAGCUCAACUGCAAAGACUUAGGAGACUGCUGGACGAGCCAUCUUCGGGCUCGCCAGCGGGUCGUACAGGUACUUUGCAGACCCGCUCCGUGACCGCUUCACAGCUCGCUACGGACUCACCUGCCAAGAUGCACAACGGACUCUACCACGACGCACACACCAACGGCGUUUCUGCGGGCGAGCGUGAAUCCGGUGAUCGCCCCCCUCCGCCACCUCACGCCCUUCACUCGCUCAUGCAUUGCGCAGAUGACCUUGGCAAAGCAGUCGAAGAGUUAGUAUCGGUGAUGGCGGAGGAUCAACAAAAUCAGAACUCCCACGCGCCUCCCCGGUACACCAACGGAAAACCAGAGGAAAAAGAAUAA
This is a messenger RNA of Pieris macdunnoughi, 2451 nucleotides long. NCBI's taxonomy places the organism in Eukaryota, Metazoa, Arthropoda, Insecta, Lepidoptera, Pieridae. The record is from the annotation of a GenBank genome assembly.